Messenger RNA from Lytechinus variegatus (green sea urchin), 1293 nucleotides. Its product is annotated as COP9 signalosome complex subunit 5. Lineage: Eukaryota; Metazoa; Echinodermata; Echinoidea; Temnopleuroida; Toxopneustidae. The record is from RefSeq and is a predicted model, not a curated record. Gene Ontology annotation, biological process: protein deneddylation. Bases 70 to 1062 code for a protein of 330 amino acids. Gene Ontology annotation, cellular component: cytoplasm; COP9 signalosome. The transcript has 8 exons. Gene Ontology annotation, molecular function: metallopeptidase activity; deNEDDylase activity; protein binding.
UCAGGGUUAACUUCAGUGACGACCUUGAAUUUUUUUUUUCUCUGCGAAAUUCUGAAGAAAAUAGGUGACAUGGAUCGUGAAAUAGCCCAAAAGACAUGGGAAAUGUCUAACAACGUUGAGCUUGUUCAAAAUGUUGAUGAGAUUUACAAGUAUGACAAGAAACAACAGCACGAGAUACUGCAAGCAAAACCAUGGUCGAAAGACAACCAGUAUUUUAAGUAUAUCAAGAUCUCGGCCCUAGCACUGUUGAAGAUGGUAAUGCAUGCAAGAUCAGGAGGAACACUAGAGGUCAUGGGACUGCUCCUGGGAAAGGUUGAUGGUGAGACGAUGAUAGUAAUGGAUUGCUUUGCUCUUCCAGUUGAAGGCACAGAGACGAGAGUCAAUGCACAGGCUGCUGCAUAUGAAUAUAUGGCUGCUUAUAUUGAGAAUGCCAAACAUGUUGGACGUUUAGAAAACGCUAUUGGUUGGUAUCACAGUCAUCCUGGAUAUGGAUGCUGGCUGUCAGGUAUUGAUGUAGGAACACAGAUGUUAAAUCAACAGUUUCAAGAACCAUUUGUGGCCAUUGUGGUUGAUCCAGUCAGGACAAUAUCUGCAGGAAAGGUCAACAUCGGUGCUUUCAGGACGUAUCCAAAGGGAUACAAACCACCUGAUGACGGACCGUCAGAAUACCAGACCAUUCCACUCAACAAGAUUGAAGACUUUGGUGUCCAUUGCAAGCAGUAUUAUAGUUUAGAGAUCUCAUACUUCAAAUCAGCUCUGGAUCGUAAGCUGCUAGAAUCACUCUGGAAUAAAUACUGGGUCAACACGCUCAGCUCGUCAAGUUUACUUACAAAUGCUGACUAUACGAUAGGUCAAGUGUCAGAUCUUUCAGAGAAGCUUGAGAAUGCUGAGAGUCAGUUAGGGCGGGGUAGCUUCAUGCUUGCUGUUGAUCAUGAAAAGAAGGCUGAAGACAAACUAGGAAAAGCUACAAGAGAUAGCUGCAAGUCCACCAUAGAGGUCAUCCAUGGUCUCAUGUCACAGGUCAUCAAGAACAGGUUAUUCAACCAGGUCCAUAAUCGCUGAGAAACGAGGCAUUUUAUUCAUUGUAGGAAAUAAUGAUAACUAUUAACAAAGGACUUAAGGUUGUAUGUUUGCUUAUUGGAAAUAGCCUCCAAGGAGGCCCUGUAACUCAAAACUCUGUGAUUAAUGAUAGGAAUGAUAUUUGUGACUGAUUGUAUUGGUCAUUAUGUACAAUUGAUCGCAGUGCUCAUUCAUAGAAGCAAAUGCUUAUCAAAUGUUACAGGGACCAGGAUG